Messenger RNA from Cynocephalus volans (Philippine flying lemur), 4890 nucleotides. RefSeq names its product pappalysin 1 (gene PAPPA). Gene Ontology annotation, molecular function: metalloendopeptidase activity. Lineage: Eukaryota; Metazoa; Chordata; Mammalia; Dermoptera; Cynocephalidae. The transcript is spliced from 22 exons. Gene Ontology annotation, biological process: proteolysis; cell surface receptor signaling pathway. The record is from RefSeq and is a predicted model, not a curated record. Bases 1 to 4890 code for a protein of 1629 amino acids.
AUGCGGCUCUGGAGUUGGGUGCUGCGCCUGGGGCUGCUGAGCGCCGCGCUGGGCUGCGGGCUGGCCGAGCGCCCCCGCCGGGCCCGGAGAGACCCGCGGGUCGGCCGCCCCCCGCGCCCCGCCGCCGGCCCGGCCACCUGCGCCACCCGGGCGGCCCGCGGCCGCCGCGCCUCGCCGCCGCCGCCGCCGCCGCCGCCGCCGGGCGGUGCCUGGGAAGCCGUGCGCGUCCCCCGGCGGCGGCAGCAGCGGGAGGCGAGGGGCGCCUCCGAGGAGCCGAGCCCGCCGAGCCGGGCGCUCUAUUUCAGCGGGCGAGGCGAGCAGCUGCGCCUCCGGGCCGACCUCGAGCUGCCCCGGGACGCGUUCACGCUGCAAGUGUGGCUGCGAGCGGAGGGGGGCCAGAGGUCUCCGGCGGUGAUUACAGGGCUGUAUGACAAAUGUUCUUAUACCUCGCGUGACCGAGGAUGGGUCGUGGGCAUUCACCCCGUCAGUGACCAAGGCAACAGAGACCCACGCUACUUUUUCUCCUUGAAGACAGACCGGGCCCGUCAAGUGACCACCAUCCAUGCCCACCGCAGCUACCUCCCAGGCCAGUGGGUACACCUAGCUGCCACCUACGAUGGGAGGCUGAUGAAGCUCUAUGUGAAUGGUGCCCAAGUGGCAACCUCUGGGGAGCAAGUGGGUGGCAUAUUCAGCCCGCUGACCCAGAAAUGUAAAGUGCUCAUGUUGGGGGGCAGUGCCCUGGAUCACAACUACAGGGGCUACAUCGAGCACUUCAGUCUGUGGAAGGUGGCAAGGACUCAGCGGGAGAUACUGUCAGACAUGGAAGUCCAUGGCCUCCACACUCCUCUACCUCAGCUCCUCCUCCAGGAGAACUGGGACACUGUGAAGCGCACCUGGUCCCCCAUGAAGGAUGGCAAUAGCCCCCGAGUGGAAUUCAGCAAUGCCCCCAGCUUCCUGCUGGACACGAGUUUGGAGCCCCCUCUGUGUGGGCAGACAUUGUGUGACAACACAGAGGUCAUGGCCAGCUACAACCAGCUCCCGAGUUUCCGCCUGCCCAAGGUGGUGCGCUACCGCGUGGUCAACCUCUAUGACGACAGCGGUGAGAACCCGACGGUGAGCCGUGAGCAGGUCGACUUCCAGCACCGGCAGCUGGCUGAGUCCUUCAAGCACUACAACAUCUCCUGGGAGCUAGAGGUGCUGGAGGUGAGCAACUCGUCCCUGCGUCACCGCCUCAUCCUGGCCAACUGUGACAUCAGCAAGAUUGGAGAUGAGAACUGUGACCCUGAGUGCAACCACACGCUGACUGGACAUGACGGCGGGGACUGCCGCCACCUGCGCCACCCCACCUUCAUGAAGAAGCAGCAGAAUGGUGUGUGUGACAUGGACUGCAACUAUGAACGCUUCAACUUUGAUUCCGGAGAGUGCUGUGACCCCGAAAUCACCGAUGUCACUAAGACUUGCUUUGAUCCUGACUCUCCACACAGAGCCUACUUGGAUGUUAAUGAGCUGAAGAACAUUCUUAGAUUGGAUGGAUCAACACACCUCAAUAUUUUCUUUGCAAAUUCCUCAGAGGAGGAAUUGGCAGGAGUAGCAACUUGGCCAUGGGACAAGGAGGCCCUGAUGCACUUAGGUGGCAUUGUCUUGAACCCAUCUUUCUACGGUCUUCCUGGGCACACCCACACCAUGAUCCAUGAGAUCGGGCACAGCCUGGGCCUCUAUCACAUCUUCCGAGGCAUCUCAGAAAUCCAGUCCUGCAGUGACCCCUGCAUGGAGACAGAGCCCUCCUUUGAGACCGGAGACCUCUGCAAUGACACCAACCCAGCCCCCAAACACAAGUUCUGCGGCGACCCGGGGCCAGGGAAUGACACUUGUGGUUUUCAUAGCUUCUUCAACACUCCUUACAACAACUUCAUGAGUUAUGCAGAUGAUGACUGUACCGACUCCUUCACACCCAAUCAAGUCGCCAGAAUGCACUGCUACCUGGACCUGGUGUACCAGAGCUGGCAGCCCUCCAGGAAACCGGCGCCUGUCGCCCUGGCCCCCCAGGUAGUGGGCCACACGACAGAUUCUGUGACACUGGAGUGGUUCCCACCCAUCGAUGGCCACUUCUUUGAAAGAGAAUUGGGAUCAGCAUGUGACCUUUGUCUGGAAGGGAGAAUCCUGGUGCAAUAUGCUUUCAAUGCCUCCUCCCCAAUGCCCUGCGGCCCAUCUGGACACUGGAGUCCUCGAGAAGCAGAAGGUCAUCCAGAUGUUGAACAGCCCUGUAAGUCCAGUGUUCGCACCUGGAGCCCAAAUUCAGCUGUCAACCCACACACAGUCCCUCCAGCCUGCCCUGAGCCACAAGGCUGCUAUCUCGAGCUGGAAUUCCGCUACCCCUUGGUCCCUGAGUCUCUGACUGUCUGGGUGACCUUUGUCUCCAGCGACUGGGACUCUAGUGGAGCUGUCAAUGACAUCAAACUGUUGACUGUAAGUGGAAAGAACAUUUCCCUGGGCCCUCAGAACAUCUUCUGCGAUGUUCCGCUGACCAUCAGACUCCAAGAUGUGGGCGAGGAGGUGUAUGGUAUCCAGAUCUACACGCUGGACGAGCACCUGGAGAUUGACGCAGCUAUGUUGACCUCCAUUGCAGACACUCCGCUCUGCCUAGAGUGUAAGCCCUUGCAGUAUAAGGUGGUCCGGGACCCUCCUCUUCAGGCAGAUGUCGCUUCCAUCCUACAUCUCAACAGAAGAUUCAUGGACAUGGAUUUAAAACUUGGCAGUGUGUACCAGUACCGGGUCAUAACCAUUUCAGGAACUGAAGAGAGUGAGCCAUCCCCUGCUGCCAUAUACAUCCAUGGAAGUGGGUACUGUGGUGAUGGCAUUAUCCAGAAAGACAAAGGGGAGGAAUGCGAUGACAUGAAUAAGAUUAAUGGUGAUGGCUGCUCCCUUUUCUGCAGACAAGAAGUUUCCUUCAAUUGCAUUGAUGAGCCCAGCCGGUGCUAUUUCCAUGAUGGUGAUGGGGUAUGUGAGGAGUUCGAACAAAAAACUAGCAUUAAGGACUGUGGAGUCUACACGCCCCAGGGGUUCCUGGAUCAAUGGGCAUCCAACGCUUCAGUAUCCCACCAGGACCAGCAAUGCCCAGGCUGGGUCAUCAUUGGACAGCCAGCAGCGUCCCAGGUGUGUCGAACCAAGGUGAUAGAUCUCAGUGAAGGCAUUUCCCAGCACGCCUGGUACCCUUGCAUCAUCAGCUACCUUGACUCCCAGAUGACUCAGACCACUUUCUGGCUCCGGGCGUAUUUUUCUCAGCCAAUGGUUGCCGCAGCGGUCAUCAUUCACCUGGUGACCGAUGGGACAUAUUAUGGGGACCAAAAGCAGGAAUUCAUCAGCGUGCAGCUGCUUGAUACCAAAGACCAGAGCCACGAUUUAGGCCUCCAUGUCCUGAGCUGCAGGAACAAUCCCCUGAUUAUCCCGGUGGUCCAUGACCUCAGCCAGCCCUUCUACCACAGCCAGGCGGUACGUGUGAGCUUCAGUUCGCCCCUGGUCGCCAUCUCGGGGGUGGCCCUCCGCUCCUUCGACAACUUUGACCCCGUCACCCUGAGCAGCUGCCAGAGAGGGGAGACCUACAGCCCUGCUGAACAGAGCUGUGUGCACUUUGCAUGUGAGGCCACUGACUGCCCGGAGCUGGCUGUGGAGAAUGCUUCUCUCAAUUGCUCCAGCAGUGACCGUUACCACGGUGCCCAGUGUACCGUGAGCUGCCGGAGAGGCUAUGUGCUCCAGAUUCAGCGAGAUGACGAGCUGAUCAAGAGCCAGACAGGACCCAGUGUCACAGUGACCUGCACAGAGGGGAAGUGGAACAAGCAGGUGGCAUGUGAGCCCAUGGACUGUGGCAUCCCUGACCACCACCACGUGUAUGCCGCCUCCUUCUCCUGCCUUGAAGGCACCACCUUUGGCAGCAAAUGUUCCUUCCAAUGCCGUCACCCUGCGCAAUUGAAAGGCAACAACAGCCUCCUGACCUGUAUGGAAGAUGGGCUGUGGUCCUUCCCCGAGGCCCUGUGUGAGCUCAUGUGCCUAGCUCCACCCCCAGUACCCCAUGCAGACCUCCAGACCGCCCGUUGUCGAGAGAACAAGCACAAGGUGGGCUCUUUCUGCAAGUACAAGUGCAAACCUGGAUAUCACGUGCCCGGCUCCUCCCGGAAGUCAAAGAAACGGGCCUUCAAGACUCAAUGUACGCAAGAUGGGAGCUGGCAAGAGGGAGCUUGUGUUCCCGUGACCUGCGACCCACCUCCACCAAAAUUCCAUGGGCUCUACCAGUGCACUAAUGGCUUCCAGUUCAACAGCGAGUGUAGGAUCAAGUGUGAAGACAGCGACACCUCCCAGGGUCGUGGGAAUAACGUCAUCCAUUGCCGGAAAGAUGGCACCUGGAGCGGCUCCUUCUAUGUCUGCCAGGAGAUGCAAGGCCAGUGCUCGGCCCCGAACCAGCUCAACAGCAACCUCAAGCUGCAGUGCCCCGAUGGCUAUGCCAUAGGGUCGGAGUGUGCCACCUCGUGCCUGGACCACAACAGCGAGUCCAUCAUUCUGCCAGUGAACGUGACUGUACGUGACAUCCCCUACUGGCUGAACCCCACUCGGGUGGAGAGAAUUGUCUGCACUGCUGGGCUCAAGUGGUAUCCUCACCCUUCCUUGAUUCACUGUGUCAAAGGCUGUGAGCCCUUCAUGGGAGACAAUUACUGUGAUGCCAUCAACAACCGAGCCUUCUGCAACUACGAUGGUGGGGAUUGCUGCACCUCCACGGUGAAGACCAAAAAGGUUACCCCUUUUCCCAUGUCCUGUGACCUACAAGGUGAUUGUGCUUGUCGGGAUCCCCAGGCCCAAGAACACAGCCGGAAAGACCUCCGGAGAUACAGCCAUGGCUAA